Molecule: messenger RNA, 16227 nt
Organism: Mus musculus (house mouse)
Lineage: Eukaryota; Metazoa; Chordata; Mammalia; Rodentia; Muridae
Gene: Cdkal1
Product: CDK5 regulatory subunit associated protein 1-like 1
Exons: 8
Coding region: 14469-15491 (340 amino acids)
Biological process (GO): tRNA methylthiolation; tRNA modification
Cellular component (GO): endoplasmic reticulum membrane
Molecular function (GO): methylthiotransferase activity; transferase activity; catalytic activity
Source: RefSeq, a predicted model, not a curated record
UUCUAACUUGUCUUCAUUCUUUAAUAAUUCAUGUGCCUUUGAUCUAAAACCAUUAUUUAGAAGUCUGGCCCUAUUAUGAGUAAGAAACAUGGCUCUGACCGUGAAGAGUUACUUAAAGAUGAAGUGUAAGUGUGCUACCAGGAAAUUCCUUUAUUAGUACAGGUAAAUUUCCUUCCUUAAAAUGGCCCCCCAUCCCUCUUCCCUUCCCUACCUCUCCCUUUUCCUUUUCUAUUUUUUAAACACAGGAUCUUCCUGCUUGGGACAUUGAACUUGCUAUGUGAACCAGGGCGGCCUUCAGAGUGCCAGAAUUAAUAUGUGCUGCUAUACCCUAUUUUGAUGGCAUUUUCUUUCUUUCCUUUUUUUAGCUUGUUUACUAGCUUCUGUGUGCCAGAAAUAUUAAUGAUUGUUUUAAAUUAAACUUGGAUAGACUGGGAUUGGAAACCAGGUUUCUGUCAUGAAAUAGAAUAUAUGAUAACUAUAAUUUUUUCCUUAAUAGCAUAUUGUUGAAAUGUUUUGUUUAUAAAAAAUUAUCUCCUAUCUGUAGAGUGAAUGUACCAACUAAAGGCCGACUGAAAGGCAAGCAACACUCAGAAGAGAACGUAGACCAGUCAGGACAUCCUUAGGGAUAAAAUGGCCUCCUGAAGUGUAGAAUCUGCUGCCCCUUCAUUCGUCUUCCAGAAGUGUGCUUAGGAACUUUUGAAUGGGCAGCAUUGCAGUCAAGAUUAGAGCUCAUAAAGAAAAAUCUUAAUUUCUUUUAUGCAUAAAGCAUGUACAUGUUUAGUUGGUUUCUUAGCUGCUUCCCCUGGUUUUUCUUCACUUUAGUCCUCUGAGCAUUUUUCAUUGACUUUCUACUUUCUCAGUGUUUUUUCCAUUUGAGGGUCUGUGUACAUUUGUAUGUUAGGGAAUCGUCUUCCCUGCCUCCUUCUCUUUGCUGAGUCAGGGUUUUUCCCUCCUUUAAUGAAAUCAUAGGGAUUAACUGUGGUCCCUGGGCUGAGAUUGCUGGGUUCCCUUUAGCUGCUUUUUCAGAUAUCCUGAAGAACAUGUCAAGCAGUGACCAGGACUUUGUUGGAGCCAGAAUGAAUUCACAGGCUGGUGUUUUCUAGGAUAUUCGUAUCGAUUUUUCUCUAGCAGCUAAUCAAUCAGCUUCAGUUGUGUUCUCAAUGGAGCAAACCUUUGUGUGUGUGCAGGGUGAGUGGUGUGGAAACAGCACCUUCCAUUGCUGUCUCUGAAUCAAAACGUGGGGAUGAUGGAUGGGCCGUUUGCGCGCAUACCGUGUGCUUUUCUAGAUCUCAUUUGUGUGUUGUUCCCCCUGCCCCCUCUCCCACAACACACACACACACACACACACACACACACACACACACACACCUUUUUCUGCCCUCAUAAAUCUGAAAGGCCCUUGCAAGGAAUGUGACAUUAAUCAGUUACAGGAUAUAAUGUAAAUUGUGGAUGAAGUAUUCAGAAUAAAAAGACAAUUUUGGAUGCCUAGUGAUUUCAGUAUUAGUGCUGAAAUUUUAAAAAUCAUAUUUGGAGCUCCAGACUGGCAAAGAGCACUGUCUGUUAUGGCUAAGAUUAAUUGUGUGAAACAAUGAGUAGAAGGACCUUGCUUCCUGCUAUAUGUUGGGUAGUUAAGGCUAGAAGCAAUACUGGAUUUUCAGUUGUAUUAUCCAGAUUGCUCCUUUGUGGCGCUUGCUUCCAUAAAGCCCCACUUGACUAUCUAUCACCUCUGGUGGUGAUUACUGUAUAAUGCUUUUGCUCCAAGAUAAAAAAGAGACCAAUAAUGGCAUCAUAUUCAUUUGUAUGGCAGUUAAAUGUCUAAUUCCCUUAUCUUUUUAUUUGCACAAUAUUCAAAUAAAAUAAUCAAGUAAAUCUCUCUUAUAGAUCACCUGCAUAUACAUGUUUGCUAUAGAUUGUCAACUCUAGAAGGGAUUUAAGUACCAUGUGUUAAAUAAUUUUAUGUAGUGCACUAUGAAACUGGAAGCUGCAUAAAGCUGUGCCUGUUUGAAAGAGAGGAGGCCAUUUGACUGACCUGGGAGUGCUGACAGUCUAGGCAAGCAGGGAAAGAGUGAGUUUCAUCAUCUCGCGAGGCAAAUGUAUAGUGCAGCGUGAGACAUGUACGCGCUGAAGGCUUGGAGGACUAGCAGGCUCAUUUAUCAUCAUGCAGAUAGGAUCGAAGGCACAGCUGACAGUUAUGGAGGACUUACUUUGCAAAGUGUUGGGAUUAAAAGGAUUAAAAGCACAUGGACUGUGUUUUAAGGCACUCCUCUCUGUUCAGGAAGGAGGCUACCAAGUGGGAGUAAUGGCAAUGUUUCGCUUAGCCCCUGCUGGCCUACAGCUUGUUAGUGUGAGAGAGAAUAACCUUGUACUUCUUGUACCUCCUGGCUCUGCUUUCAAAAUGUUGGCACUGAGGGCAUGCAUUACCAUACCUGGCUUUGGAGUGAUGAGACGUUAAGUAUACAGAACCAUGAAGCAAGUCUUAGGCUGCAAGAGCUCAUUGACCUUCGAAAAAUUUAAGUGGGCUGUUUGGAGUAUAAAAACAUGCCCAAAUAUCAAUAGUGGUGUCGCUCCUCGGAAGCCCUUAUGUCCCUCUCCACUUCCUCUAACACUGACAUUCCUUGCUUGUCAGCCUACUCAUCAGUGGUCUCUGUGUAGAGUCUUGCUGGCCAUUAGCCCUCAGUGAUCAGCCAUGGUCCUCCCUAAUGACCCUUAAGAUCCAAGAUACCAUUCGGAAUAUCAGAGUGUAUGUUGUGCUAGAGACCUAUCGUGGCUCCCUGAGUUAACGUGACUAUUGGAACUAUAUGGCUACUGUUCACUCAAUAGAUGUUUCCUUAGCAUUUGUUGGAGGCAGUUUGGAUUUCUGCUUGAGGCUUGAGCUGUAGAAAGGUUGUGAUUUCAGUAUAUGCCAUGAUUGGUCCGGAGCAGCUUUUAUAAAAGACAUUAGGUUAAAGCAUAUGUGGUGGUAUACAUGGGUUGGCCAGUCUUCAGUAAUUGUUGGGUGAGUGGCUAACGGAAAUGAUCAAGUCUCAUGUAAUUCCAUGUGCUUCUUGGGGCCUCUAAGGAAAAGGUGGCACGGAAAACCCAUGUUUUGGAAAUGAGCAGAAAUCCAACUGGGCUUCAGAGUUCGUCUAGUGCACUUAACUGAACAUAGACUGGAUUGUAUGACACAGAUGUUUAGUAGUGAUGGCUAUCCGAGGUUUUUCAGCUGAGAAAAACUAACUCAUUUGCUGCCAGUGCACAGGUAUCUACAGCUUUACGAGUUGGGUAUGUGCGCUUAGCUCGGCAUUAAUGACGGGUACAUAAAUAUGCAUUUGCCUUGUUAUUUUGCAUUCUUAGCAGCACUCUGCAAAUUAUUUUGGGUGACAAUGGGGCGCAAGUUCCCCCAAGGGUGUGUUUUCAGAGUUUGAAUUGAGGCGAUCUGUUUCUGGGGUGGUUUUGGUGAACUUUGAAAGUUGUAAGUUAGUGUGGAAGGUUGUUUUGGGGAAUUUUAACCGCCUUGGAAAGCUGUAACUGUUACCUGGUGGUUUCUGAACCUGACCUCCGUGGGAUGUUUUCUGGGAAGAAGCACUUCUCUGUGCUGCCAGCAGCUUGUGCUCAUUCUGCAGAGUCUGCAGUUUCUCACACUGGCUGUCAGUUCAUUUCAUUUGAAAACUUAUUAAAUUUCUUCUCCUGCUCCCGUGGAUAUUAAAUUGCCGUAAACACCCUUACACAAUGUCACGUAUGGUGAGCACAAUUUUCUGCAUGAAAAACAAUGUUUGUUAGUGGGACCUUGGCUGUCUGCAGAGGUUAUAAACUCCUGUAUUUCUUUUAUUUGCUGCCCUCCAUCUACUCUUUAUAUCUCUUGGUCAGUUCUAACACAUUCCUUACUGCUGUGAUAGAGGAGAAAAGUUUGAUUUAGGUUGCUGACUUGGAAACUCAGGCCCUUUAAUGUAUCAUUUCUGAUAGUGUUAACAGGAGCAGGGUGAAAGCCAGAGGCUAGAAAACCCAACAGUGACGAUGUAGUUAAGUGAAAGGAAGUUGAUGAUUAAAUGAACUGAGUGAUUAAGGAAAUGAGUGAUUAAAUAAUUGUGUGUGUGUGUGUGUGUGUGUGUGUGUGUGUGUGUAUGAGUGUGUGUGUGUGUAUGAGUGUGUGAGUGUGUGAGUGUUUGUGUAUGUGUGCUUGUGUGUGUAUAUGAGUAUGUGUGUGUGAGAGUGUGUGUAUGAGUGUGAGUGUGUGAGUGUGUGUGUGUGUGUAUAACUAUAGGUGUUACAUCUUUUUAAACUCAGAAGGAGUCUGAUCUCUAAACCAUUGAUUGAAAUGCAAAUAUCUGGCCAAAUUUUUGAUCCAGUAGCUUUGUCAUAAACCUAGUAUUAUGCAUUUUUUCUCAAAUAAGUCACCACCCAUAACUGAGAUGAAGGUGAAGUGUAGACCACCCCUGGAGACUUUGUUUUCGGAAGUAUUAUGACUAAACUAAUGCUAACAUUUGAUCAGAAUACUCAGUGAAAGAGUGAAGAGGUUCACUAUUUAUGUGUGGUAACAAAAGUCCUGCCUGAAUGUUUCCAUGUUUUAAGUAUGUGUAUCAGCUCUCUCAUUUUUAUGUUAAGACUUCUGUAUUCUUUAAGUUGUGCUUCUAUAGUAAAACACCACAGACUCCUGGACAUGGGGCUGGAUAUCCGGAUUCCUAUGUAUGCAGGUGGCUGAGGAGGGAGGAUUGCUUGAAUUCUAGAGUUUAACACUAGUCUGAAUUACACAGCAGGACACCAUCACAAAAACAAAAUGGCGGGGAGUAGUGGGACAUAUCUUUAAUUCUAACACUCCUUAGGUAGAGGCUAGUAGGUCUCUGUGAGUUCAAAGGCAGCCUGAUCUUUACAGUGAGUUCCAAGCCAAUCAGGUUUACAUAGUAAGGUCCUGUCUUACUGUGUAACAGCAAAAUGACACAAACCUGGUAAUUUACAAGGAACAGAAUGUUAAGUACUCAUUGUUCUGAAAAUGGGCAGUCCAGGAUUUGCUGACAGUCUGGUAGGGGCCCCGUCUCUGUUUCAGUGGCAGUGUGUUGCUGUAUGCUCUGAAGUUAAUUAUGGAAGGGAAGGAAAGGAACCCCUAAGGCCUUCUCUGCUCCUAAAGACCCUACCUUUUAAUGUUGCUGAAGCUUCAAUUUGAACUUUGUGUUGGAUGCAGAUGAUGCUUACAUUAAAGUACAGCAUCCCUUGUUUAAAGAUGCUUUUAGAAUACAGAUUCCACAAAUUUAACCCCAAAAGGCUCUGAGAGUUCAGGAGGAGUUUUCUAUGGUCUUAAUGGUUGUCAACUUUUAGAGCCCAGACAGUUGUGAUACCAUUAUAAGUGAGGCCUGGAUUUGGAGACUCUGCUUUCUUUACCCUGUGAGCAUCCUUGCAUCCUGUACUCUUCCAGGUGUGAGAAUGCAGCCAGAAGCCCCAUCCUUGAAACAGAGUGUGAAUCUGCCUGGGUUUCGUGCCAGAAAUCAUUCCAACCUCUGUGGAUAACAAAUACAUGCUCUUUAUAAAUUACUUACUCCAAGAUAUUUUGUAAUAGCUCUCUGAAUAGUCUAAGGGAGCUAUAUGUUAGGAAAUUUAUAUUUUAAAAACUCCAUAAUUGUGGGAAUCAAUGUCCUAGAUAUUUUCUGGGCCUAGUUUUUAAUAUUACUAAAAGUCUUUUCUUAAGUAUGAUAUAUUUUGAUGAAAAUGACUAGAUUCUUUGAAAGCAGGAUUUCUUAUAAUUAGCAGAAUCAAGAGACCUUUAACUCCCUUUAAACAUGUUUUAUAAAACAAACAUUCCUUGUAUUAUGGAAAUAAUCCGCUGAUCAGUGCUAAUGAACUAAUUAGACUUGUAUUAAUUGCCUUUCUGUCACUACAGUAAGACACUGUGUCGAAGGCAACUUAUAGAAGUAAAAAUCUCUUUUGUCCAUCAUGGUGAGCAGGAGCAGGAAGCUGAGAAAUCACAUCUUCAACUUCAAACAAAGCAGAGAGAACACUGGAAGUGGGGCCAGGCUAUGGAUUCUUGAAGCUUGCCUCCAGUAAUGCACUUCCUCCACUAAGCUCUGAGCAGUGCUACCAGUUGGGGAGCAAAUGUACAAAUACCUGAGGGGGUGGGGGGAAGGGGAGACACAUUCUCAUUCAAACCACUCUAGACCUUUUGUUUACAGAAACACUGAAGUAAUGUGUUGGCGUUUGUAAUUUUGUGUGUUUUUUUUUUUUUUGAAGAAUAAAUUUAAGAAGAUUUAAAUUUUUAUUGUGUAGAAAUCUACAUCUCUACUAGAUUGGAAAGCAUCUAAUUUGCCCCAUUUGCAUGGUAGAAGAUAACACAGUUGAGAAUAGUAGAUUAGGUAAAGGGACUUUCUGAGCUGGAAGAUAAAAGCAGUGGCCUCUUAGGAGAGAGGCCAAGGGGAGUGCUCUGCACCAGGAAGGACCAAUGCAGCUCAUACUUGAGUGCAGGUUGCACUUGGCACCAGUGGGUGAUAGCCUCUGGCUGCAUCCUCCUCUCACACUGAUGUGCACCUCGCACACUGUCUCCACCCUGCCCUCCCCUUACUCACUGAACCUAGCACUUCUCUUAUUUUCCCUUUUUGUUUGGUGUGCGGGUACCUGCAAGUGUAUAGAAUUCAGAGGUUUUCUCCCACCUAAUUUUUGUGAUGCCAAAUUCUUAGAGUUCAGUGGGGAAUUGAACAGGUAUUCUCACUAGCUUAACAGCGAAAGAACAACGAAUAAAGAAAAAGGAUACUAAAUAUAAAUUGUAUGUACUUUGGAGGAAGCAGUGAAGUCAUAUAGGAUAAAAGUUGAAUGGAAUGCAGACUGCUUUGGCAGUCUUUGUUGGCCCAGGACCUUCCUCUUUCUCACCCUCCAUCUUGAUCACUCUAACAGGAAGGAACCCUUUAGUGAAUGUCUUCCAAGUCCUAGAGGCACAGCUCUGCAAUGGCAGUUUCCACUCUGUGUGUCUGCUAGGUAGGCUUGCUUCCGGUUUCCAGAUGGGAAAACUAAGAAGGAAAGAGAAUAAAUUCUUUUCUUAAAGUCACUGAGCCAACUAUGUGAAUGCACAGUAGUACCUAUCCUGUUGUUGAUCAACAUACAAAAUACUGUACAGUAAUCCAGUCCUGCAGUUAUCAGUAAACAUAGUAGCUUACACAGCUGGGAACUGCAAGCUAAGAACUGCUGGGUGUGAGUUUGGGCUUUUUCCACACUUCACGGUUCCUGGUGAUAGGACAGCAAUUCUUAAAACCAUAAUCCUGAUCUUACUGCACUCUUACACAGUUGAAGACAUAUUUUAGUUAUCCGACUAAACUCAAAAGAAGUGAACAAGGAGGAAGGACCUGAAAAAGCAGGGUGCAGCCUGAGAAUCACGCUGUGUUCCUUACACAGUGGUUGUAAUGCCUAUAUGUAUACAUACACAUGCCUGACCACACAUGUCCACGCCUGGGUACCUUACACAGUGGUUGUAAUGCCUAUAUGUAUACAUACACAUGCCUGACCACACAUGUCUCCGCCUGGGUACCUUACACAGUGGUUGUAAUGCCUAUAUGUGUACAUACACAUGCCUGACCACACAUGUCUCCACCUGGGUACCUUACACAGUGGUUGUAAUGCCUAUAUGUGUACAUACACAUGCCUGACCACAAAUGUCUCCACCUGGGUAACCUCUUCAGAAGAAACACUGGAUUCCAAACAUGUUUUCCAUGUGGCAAAGUAUGUAUGGAUUGCCUGGGAAUUUUGCUGACUUGGGAAUGCUAUACUGGUUAGUAAUGUAAAGCCUGUGCGUCUGCAGGUCAUCCUGAUUCAAGGGUCUUGCGUCACAGUGGGUAGAAAGGUCCUAGAGAAUGGCGUGAUCUGCAUGGCUCUUCAUAUUUUAGUCUAAGAGUGGUUUAUUUUAGCAGCAUAGUCUGGCCCCAGCCGUAGAGAAUUCUUUGUUUCUCUGUGGUGACAGAGCUUGCUAAACGUAGAGUGCUCUACUUCUGUCUCCCACUUGGCCACCUUGGCGGUGAGGACUGCCUGGGGCUCACUUCUCCCCAUGUUUCAAUUAAUGUUCAGUAAUGUGAUUUGAAUGAGUGCACGUUGUGUGCCGUGAUGAUUCUCAUAAUUAGAUAGGAAGCCUUAGCAGCCUGUGUAGGGAAUGCUCUCAGAAGGAACCUUACACAUGUCUGGAUCCACAAGUUGGAAGGAAUCGCCACCCUAGCACCCAUGAUUGGUAAAGAAGGAUGCAUUGUUCACAGAUGUGAAGUCAUUUGGGAGAACAAAAUAGAUUGGGCACAUGUGAAUGUUACAUAAACAAUAGCAAGCUAGGGAAUAUUUGAAACAAAGACAAUCUUUUACAUAGGAAUUGUUGAGGAAAAUAAUUUAAGAAGAAGAGAUCAGUUUUCUUUGGGGAAAAAUGGGGUUGAUAUAAACUUUACCAUGUGAAUUCAUUUCCAUUUUUAUAUCUGUAUUUGUUCACUGCAGUAACAUCUGGGCUUUAUUUUUCAGACUUGAAAUAACUUACAUUCGAUGGUCUGACCUUUAGUUAUGAUUGCACUGACUUUCAGAUGUAAUUCACUAUGUAAUUAGUUUAUGUAAAAAAGAGGGGGCUGUGGGAGGAGCUUGGUUCAGUGUUAAGUGGAGAAUAAAUUGAAUAAAGAUUUUUAAAUAACUUCUCUAACAUGAUUAGUUCAGUAUUUGAAUGUAUCCAGCAAUAUUUUUGGAACUGGAUUUUCAAGUAAUAUAUGCCUUUUGUAAAUUCAUAAAUAUUUUAGUCAUGUGAAAAAUAGCUUUCUGUGUUAAUUUUGAAAACCUGUGUUAUUUCUCAGGUUGCCUAACAUUUUGUAUUUUAUUGCAUGUUUCUUGACUUAAAUUGAUGACCUUUAAAAUAGCUUACUUUGAAUAAAUACAAGAGAGUCAUGUGGGUUUUUGUUUUGUUUUGUUUUAAUGGCACAUUAGCUGAGGUCAGUGUGGAUGUUACUCUUCAUUGUUUCUACUCCUAAGUAGAGGAUUUGUGAUAUGAAGACAGUGCUAUUAAUAUUUUGCAUUUUUUCUGAUGAAUGCUGGAACAUGAGAACCAACAAUGACUAAUUUCUAAAUUAGUCAUUUGGAAAUUAAAAAAAAAAACAGGAUUUUUUUUUUCAGUAAAACAUUAGAGUACUAAAUCAUAUGGCUUCCAGAAUAGUUGGUUUGUUACUCAGGAUGCUAUAGACAAAGAGAAACUUUAAUGGAAGCUUGGCAGGACAUAUUUUGGGUGAAACCAGAUCUUUCUUUAAUGGGGGAUCAUCUAAUUUCUGAUAUCAUACUUGUUCAACCAUGGUACUGAUGAGUUUUCUUAAACAUGGAUUCCAGGAAUCAGAACUACUAACCUGGGGCUGGAGAGAAAGCUGAGUGGUUCAGAGUGAGUACUGCUCUUGCAGAAGACCAGAGUUCGAUCCCCACCACCCAUGUCAGGCUGCUAGGACCUACCUGUAACUCCAGCUCCACAGGAGCAAGUAUUCUCAUAAACACAGACUUACAUGUGUAUACAGAAAUAACAAUAAUAAAAUUAAUCUUUAAAAUCUCCACAAAACAGCUAACAGAAAUCAACAAAGCCUUAUUUCACAAGCCAGGUCGAAUCUUUGUCCAUAUCUGAUUGUAGUCCUGCCCCCUCCCCCCAGCCCCCUGUUUGCACUGUGAUGGCGCUUUUGAUGACCACUGUGUGCUUUUGGCUAUAACUGGCAUGCUAUGCUGCUUCAUCACUCUUUAUGUUGACUGUGAAUUGAGUACCAGGUAAUCUCUGUACUUUUCCCUCUCUCUGGCCUUUCAUCCCAUCCUUCCGUUCCAUGCUCAGUGACUCCUGGCUGCUGGUGCAGCUAGCCCUGCUUGCUGCUGGUGCCACAGCUAGCCCUGCUUGCUGCUGGUGCAGCUAGCCCUGCUUGCUGCUGGAGGAAGAGUUUAAAAUGCAUAGUUCUUCCUUAAGGAGCCAGUUGCCUUGUCCUUUGCUGCAUUGUAAUAACGCGGUCGUUUCGUCAGUUGAUAGCCAUGUAAGGCAAGACGUUUCGUCAGUUGAUAGCCAUGUAAGGCAAGACCUCCCUAGAACUGCAGUCACAGUGCUCUGUGAUGUCCUCAAGCGUCUCCUGUGUGGUCAGCUUUGCUGCCCUAGGCUGCUUCCUAAGAUUAGAUACCUAAUAAAAGAACUCUGAGCUUCAGACCAAAGGCGUAAUUUUUGUCCCUGGGACCUUAAUGUAUUGAGAUAUAUUAUUAAUAUUCCAGAGUCAGGGCCAGAGUGAAACCUGUCUGAAACAGCAGCAGCAGAGGCAACAGGAAAAAUUUAAAAGGAAACUCGUUCAUAUUUCAUAGUGUAGAAGUCUAUAUACGGUGACUACCGUAAUGAUGUUAAUGGUGCGGAAAGCUUAAUUCCGCCAUGUGUACCCAGCAACUUGAAGCUUGUCAUCCAUAAAGAUACUUGGAAUCUCCAGUGUCCUCAUUGGGGUAGCCCCAGCGCUUCACAUCUACAUUCUCUGCAUGCUGCAGACUAGCAUUAAAUGAACUGUGACUUUUAAUUUGAAAUGUAUUUGCAAACCAAUUUCUAUAAAAAAUGGAUUUAUAGCUUGAAAACGGGUACCUCUGAGGCGCUUGGUAAGUCCCGUCCAUCUUCAGGGGGUAGUUGUGCCUGUUUCUGAUUUUAGGCAAUUGCAUUUGUGGUGUGCUUGUAUUUUGCUUCAGUUUGUGAGAACUAAGGGUCCCUAGAAAGAACAAAAAUAAACCCACUUUUGUUCUGAGUUUAUUUGCAAACCAGGUCAGAGGCCCUUGAUUAGCUCUCAGUUGGAGGAUAAUUUGAACCUUGACAGAUUGAACCCAAACAGCAGGGGUUUUCUAGUGUGGCCAGUAGAUAGCAAAAGAGAAGAAGAGCCAGUUCCAGUCCCCAGGCCAUACAACAGGACUGAAGAGAUGUGCUGCGGUUAAUGGGUGGUUGCUUCAAAUAUUUACGGAAGGUCCAAGGAAGAAAGAAAAGCUAGCAUCGUAGGCAGCUGUUUGUAAGGGAAACCUAUUAAAAAUAAACAUGCUGGAUAAGGCUCCAGGGCUAAUAGAGCUGUCAGAUACCGAAUACCCUCCAAGGACCGUUGCACAGGACAGACCUCAUAAGGACCCACUUGGACAUGGGAGUUGCCUUGCUCUUUGUUUUAUUCAACAAAUUGUUUUCUUUCAUGUUUGAAUUUGUUUUACUUUUUCAACUGUCCAUACAGAUAUUUAAUAUUUUCUAGACUAUGAAGUUUAGAUACUAGGGUCAGCUCACUUACAUUGUAUCUAUUAGGAUAAAGUUGGGUAGAUGGCUUGCAUCUAGCCUCAUACCAUCUGGGCUUGUAAAGAAAUGCAUAUUAUAUGGUGGUUUGUAUAUGACAGUAACAGCAUUUCGCUGUGAUGACAACAUUGCUGAGAAGUUCUGUACUGACACGAAAGUGGAGCCUGAGGCAGUGAGGGUUUGGGGUCCAGGCUGAGUACUGGUGCAGGUAAUCUUGUCUGAGGAUGCUUUUCAGAGUCCGUAGCAGAGCAUCUACCUCUUUAAUGUACUACACCACUUUAGAACUUAGCUGAAAUAACAACAAAUUGUACUGGUACUAUGUGUAUGGUUGACAUUCAUGUAUCAGUAUUCUCAUUUUAACCAUUUCUUAAUUCUUUGGGGGGAAAAAAAGAGCAAUUUUAAUUUCCCAAGGCUUGAAUUUACAUCUGAGUAUCUUUGCGCAGAGGCUUAUGGGGAGGAUCAAGUCAUAGGGAUCUUGUUAUUGGAUCGACUGCCUGCUUUCAGGUCAGUUUCCCAACUAAUGCAUGGGUGUGGCCAUCCUCAUUCCACUUUUCUAGAGAAGAGACCCUGGCACAGACUGAGAGAGAAGCCAUAAUCUCAGAAUCUGACUUUAUAAUCUGAGCCUGCCCUGUCCUCUCUGCUCAUGUUCUGUCCAUAGUAGCAAAGCCACUCAGGAUGCUCCUGGGGUGUUUGCAGGCACAUUUUCUCCAUCCCUAUCUAAACUCCUAUGGGCAGAAGCUCUGUAAUUACCUGUCAGCUGGAAUAGUGUUUAAUCACCCUGAAUUCACGGAGAUUCACUAACGUAAGAGGAGAACAUGCCUGGAGAGCAGGCAGUGAUGCUUAUAGGCACCCCCUUGAAUAACCCAGGAAGAAAACUAGCCAGUCUCUUUAAUUUUCAGCCAAGUCUUGCUUAUGUGUAGUAAACAAGGCUGUUUUGAUUUUGCCACUUAUUACUGCAAUGAGGGGAUUGUAUUCUGACCUGCACAUGCAAGCUGGUCAAUGCCGGCACCGCUGAUAGUUUUAAGUGAGGAGUCCCCUUCCUCCUGGGUGGAAAUGGGUCUCAGCAUCUCCCACAGCAGUGACUGCAAUGGUGGUGAAAUCUGCAAGUCUCUCUUCCUUAUUUAUUGGAUCUGGCCUCCACUGAUAACACUACAUUUUUGCCCCACUCUGCAGUUAUAUUAGACCCUUAAACUUAGACUCUUUGUACUUCAUCAUUGUAAUUUACACACUGGGCUGGGACAUUCCCUUCAAGACAGUUUGUCUUGUGCCUCCAGCUGCUCCCCAAUAGCCAUUGUGCUGAAUAAGCACUUAGUUCAGUAUGUCCUUGAUACAAUUAAUGCAGGCAUCUGCAGAAGCGGCCUCGGCAGCAGCAGCUGCACUGCCUUAUGGAAGCCAACUUCUGCUUAGCAUUGUGAUAAAAGAAAUAGUUUGGAGCUGAAGCUAAUGUUGGCUUAUUUUUAGCAUAAAGAGAGUUGCACCUGCCAGGGCUGGGAGAGGCCUGAGGUUUGUUGAUUACAAGGUCUUGUUAGUGCCAUUGUUAUUGGUAAAAUGGGCAUGAUGUCAUCCUCAGGAAACCGAAUUGGCACCCCGUCGAGUGACAAAUAAUUUACUCUCUGUGGUUUUAGCAGCAUGGGCCUUGUGUUCUGAGGAGUGGAGUGCCGGAGUUUUCACAGUUGAGUGCUGGGGCACUGCAGAGGUGUGCGACAGUGAGAGGAAUUGAUACUCGCUGGUAAUCAGCAUGCAUAGCAAUGGCCAAGGUGUAAUGAAACAUAAGUGCACAGUUAGGGUACCAGGUGGGGCCCUGGGGCUUCGCAUGCACUGAGACCACAGCGAGCAGCCCAGCAGCACCAUGUGGCAGAUCCUCGAUUUCUCAUUAAUCCUUCUGUCCCCUAAGUCAGGGCCCCAUUGACUUUAAACAGCACUUCAUCUGUUCAGUGUCUCCUCUCAGCAGUGGAUGGAGGUGAUGUCAUUCAUGAUCGCGGCUGUCUGCAAUUUAUUAAAAUAAAUCAUCACUCUGAUUUUGUUUGGGAGUGAUGCUCGCCAUCCUUAGUGGCAGUCACGUGACUAGUCAGUCUAAACUGCUUACCAUUGCAAUAGUUAUUUUAACAAAGCAGAGCAGCUGCUUAUUUAAAUCAGCCAAAUGAUCUUUGGCCUUUGAAACAACUUACAAAUUAAAGUAUGAUAUACAUGUAAAAGAGUUAAUAGCUACUAAAAUGUAUUUUCUUUGCUUAUUUAAAAACUGUAUUGUAUUUAUAGAAGCUGAUGCGGCUUUUGCUUUAUGCAUCACCAAGAUUCUCUUUCUGGCAUGUUUCAGAAUGAGAGACCAGUGAAGGAAGUGUGCCACGAAUGCCACUGGGCUGCAUACUAAAGAAUGGCUGAAAUACUAAAAGAGACAGAGUGCCCGAGGUCUGUGGCGUGAGGAAGUAUGUUUAGAGCUUGCUGAAGGACUUAACUAGUGUUAGGGCAGCACAGGGAAGGCCCGCAGAGAGCUCCCAUCUGGCUGCUUUGGUUGUGAUUGGAAGGCACUGCAUCUGCCCUGUAGAACACAAACAGUGUUAGUAAAGACUUUCCUCAUCACUGAGUUUUCUAGGCUACAUACAGCAUGACGACGUGCGGUAUCUCAGGAUACUCUAGGUUGGACUCUAGAGCCGUGACUGUAUCUUAAUACCAUCGGCUUAGUGACUUUACCCACAGAAGUAACCCUCCUGGAUUUUGUCGUGUGAUACUCUGAAUGCUCUGAAAAUGGAAAGUGGCCUAUAUGAAUGCCCAGCGAUGUGGUGCUGAGGAUGGGAGAGCUUUUCUGUUGGUGUCAUAGCUGCUGUCUCUUUUCCCACUGGACUCCCACCUCUUGUCCAGACACAUUUAAAAUGCCCAACUGAAUUUCCCACGUUUGUUUUGAAUAUGCCUACUAGGAGGUAAAUUCACGUUGGUCUGCUCUUUUGUUUCUCUUUAUUCAUGUAGGCCUGGGAAGUGCUUGAGAUCCUCAUUGUUGCAGUAGGAGUAAAUAAUGUGGUGGUGGACAAAAACCACACCAGCAGCUCUUUCUCUAUCUCCUGAAGUUUGUUCAUUUGUGUUGAGAUCCCAGUAGAAAUAUCCCAGGAGAAUAUUUCUAUUCAUCAGCAAGCAUUUGCAAGAUCCCAUUGCUAGUCAAGCAGGCUGUGAGGUCUGCUUGCACAUAUGGUUCUAAGCAAGUACCUAUUCAACAAGCAGCAGUCUUCUCAUCUGAACCUUGGAGUCGCAAUUCUGGAUGCUGUGGUGUUCCUAUGGAGCAGAGGGUGUUUGUGAGAUAUGGCUGACCAGCGAGGACACCGGGGCCUAUGGCAGAGACAUUGGCACAGAUCUCCCCACACUCCUGUGGAAGUUGGUGGAAGUGAUUCCUGAGGGAGCCAUGCUGAGGCUGGGCAUGACAAAUCCACCAUAUAUUUUAGAACAUCUGGAGGAAAUGGCAAAAAUCCUCAACCAUCCCAGAGUCUACGCUUUCCUCCACAUCCCAGUGCAGUCCGCCUCUGACAGUGUGCUCAUGGACAUGAAGAGAGAGUACUGCGUGGCCGACUUCAAAAGAGUCGUGGAUUUUCUCAAGGAGAAGGUUCCUGGAAUAACGAUUGCUACGGAUAUUAUCUGUGGUUUUCCUGGAGAAACCGAUCAGGAUUUUCAAGAAACAGUGAAACUUGUUGAAGAGUACAAAUUUCCAAGCCUCUUCAUCAACCAGUUCUAUCCAAGACCCGGAACUCCUGCUGCAAAAGCCGAGCAGGUUCCAGCACAUGUGAAAAAACAAAGGACAAAAGAUCUUUCUCGGGUGUUUCAUUCCUACAAUCCAUACGAUCACAAGAUUGGCGAAAGACAACAAGUGCUAGUCACUGAAGAGUCUUUUGACUCCAAGUUUUAUGUUGCUCAUAACCGAUUCUAUGAGCAGGUUUUAGUACCAAAGAACCCUGCAUUCAUGGGGAAAAUGGUUGAAGUCGACAUUUACGAAUCAGGAAAGCACUUUUUGAAAGGACAGCCAGUAUCAGAAACCAGAGUGUAUACACCAUCCAUCAGCAAGCCACUGGCCAAGGGAGAAGUCUCAGGUUUGACAAAGGAAUUCAGAAAUAGGCUUGGGAAUCAUCCAAACGGAACUUCAGACACCUGUCCUGCAACUCAGCAUGGCUCUGCGUAUUCCAGAAUGGUGCUGCAGAUGUCCCAGUAUGACUGCGCACUGAAGGUGGCUACAGGCCUGGCUCUCCUCGCUCUCCUUUUGCAUUUCUGGCCAGACUCUUUGCUUACAAUGUAACUAAGUAAAGCCUCCAUAAGGAAUAAGUUUCUAAUUCAAGUGGUCAACAAACAAGAGGACAUCAACACCAGUUUUCAAGAGACUGCCUUCUGAACUAGACACACUGCCUUGUCUGGAUCUCUUCUGAAUGCCCUCACACUGAGCUGAGCCAUCUGACCUCAGACCAGAUCACAGCUUCUGAACAUGUCUUUCUCAUCAAACUCCUUCAGACUUCUUCCUAACAACAAAUACAAGUGGUUGGGUUUUUUGGUUGGUUUUUGGUUUUUUUUGUUUUGUUUUGUUUUUUUUUUGUUUUUUGUUUUGUUUUUUUUUUUUUUUGUCUCCAGUCAUUGAAUCCCAGCCUAAGUGCACAGAGGCUCUGCCUAUUCGUGGCUCUGGCCAUCCUUUCCUUGUGUGGAAGAACAUCCAGCCCUUAAUAAACAUUCUCCCGGCUGUGUUUGGAGUCCCCGUGCUACAAACAUCUUUUUCACAGCAGAUGUGUUCCUAAAAAGUUUAUAUAGAAACCUAUUUUGAGAACUUGGACCCAAGUCCACCACUUAAAGGACUCUUCCUGGCGUUCUAGAAAAUGUGAAGAUUCCAUGCCUGUGGCACCCACAAACUUUCAAACAAACCAUGAUCCUUUCCUGACACACCGACCAGGCAUGUUACAUUUAUCAUUUUGACCCAACACCACCAGCCGUCUUUACUAAAUGAAAUGACUUCUUUCACAAUAAACAGAAUUGGUACAAUAAGAAAA